Exserohilum turcica Et28A is the source of this 1061-nucleotide messenger RNA. RefSeq lists its product as uncharacterized. The transcript has 3 exons. The record is from RefSeq and is a predicted model, not a curated record. The coding region runs from base 1 to 978 and encodes 325 amino acids. Gene Ontology annotation, molecular function: ATP-dependent NAD(P)H-hydrate dehydratase activity. NCBI's taxonomy places the organism in Eukaryota, Fungi, Ascomycota, Dothideomycetes, Pleosporales, Pleosporaceae. Gene Ontology annotation, biological process: metabolite repair.
AUGGCCGGCGCAUCAAGGAAAGAUCUUCUCAAGAAGGUGUACAAUAUGGUACCACCAAUGCUUGAGAGCUUCCACAAGGGUCAAUUGGGUCGGGUAGCUGUCAUUGGUGGUAGUGAAGAUUACACUGGCGCACCCUACUUCUCAGCCAUGGCUUCCGCAAAGCUAGGUUGCGAUAUGUCUCACGUAAUAUGUGAACCAGGUGCAGGCGCUGUGAUCAAGACCUACUCUCCUAACCUGAUGGUACACCCGUACAUGCGGCAAUCCAAGAACCUAGGUCAAUCUGAGAGUGCCGAAAGCGUCAGUGCAGAAGUCAUUGGCAUGCUAUCACGACUCCAUGUCAUCGUCAUCGGCCCCGGUCUCGGCCGUGAUAAGCUCAUGCAAGACACCUGCGCAAGAGUCAUCGAAGAGGCCAGGAAACAGGGUAUUCCGUUCGUGUUGGAUGCAGAUGGUUUGUACCUAGCGCAGACGCGACCGGAGCUUGUGGAAGGCUGCAAAGAGUGCAUUCUCACACCCAAUGUGGUCGAGUUUGGUAGACUAGCCAAGGCAAAGGGCGUCAAUGUUGACGAGGGAGACCCUUCGGAACUGUGCUCCAAGCUGUCCAAGGCCUUUGGUGGUGUUACCAUUAUUCAGAAGGGGUCUAAGGACUACAUUUCCAACGGCACACACACACUCGUCUCGGAUGGUGAGGGCGGCUUGAAGCGCUCUGGUGGUCAGGGUGACACUCUGACAGGUAGUCUGGCGACACUGCUGGCCUACCGGAAGGCAUAUCAUGACAAGAUUUGGGAUAUUGGCACUGAGAUGUCAAGGAGCGAGACACUGGCUCUUGCGGCAUUCGGCGGCUCAUGCAUUACAAGGGAGUGCUCCAAGUUGGCUUUCAAGGAAAAGGGCAGAUCGCUGCAGGCCAGUGACCUGACGGAUCAUGUCCACACUGCUUUCCUCAACAUCAUCGGGGAGAGGGAGGAGACUCCGAUGUUGUAGACACGUAGGGGUGCUGCAAGAUGGAAUUCUGUGGGCGUGUGACUUGACUGUAACGUAAUGAAAAACUACAAUGAAUACUUGCA